AUUCAUGUGUUGCAACACCCUGGAUGCUAUCUCACCAUCUGCAGCCUGGAGAUAGAGAAAGAGGAAGUGAUCGUAGAGUUGAGUCUCUGUCACAACAUUCACAGUUGCACAUACAGGUGGCAAUAAUCAUGAGUUGGAAACACCCCUCUUGGGUAAAUAAAUAAGAGCUCCUCCCUCCCUCCACCUUCAUCACAAUAGCAUCAUUCAAUCUUUAAUUCAUUUGAGAGUUGAGAGUGAGCGGAAUAUAUUUGUAUUCUACGAUUGAGGAGAAUGGCCAGCCCUGGAGUUUGCAUCAACUUGGUGAAUGGUACAUCGACGCGCCUCCCCACCAAUGCUGAUCUAGUAGUCCACUACCUGCACCGUCGCGCCAUUCAGGAACCGGUGCCCUGUGACUUCAUCACCAACGUCGACAUUCUCCAGCACAACCCCUGGGACAUCGUCCCUGCGGAGGAGAAGACAAAUGGGAAGUACUUCUUCAUCCAUGAGGAGAACGAACGCCUUGGCAACCACCACAGCAACCGUGCUGCUGGUGAUGGGUUCUGGAGGCCAGUAGGCUCAGAGGUGCCGAUAUAUCACAAACGUAGUGGUGGCGCUGAUGAAGCACUGGUGGGGAUGAAGCGCACCUUGGUAUUCCACUACGGGAAUUCUUCGUCCGCAAAGCGCACCGAAUGGGUGAUGCAGGAGUUCCGACUUGCUGGUGCUACCCUUAUACCUUGCCCUGUGACGAGGCCAGCCACCGGUGAUGGCUCCAUGCUUCCCUGCCACCGCACAGGAACGACCAUCGCCACGGAAAACAAUGGAAGUCCAUCAGCUGGACAAACUCAUGGCCCACUUGAGAAAACCAUGGUCGAACCUGAUAGUUCUUUGCGGAUAUGUCGCAUCUACAAGAAGAGGCAACGAACACCACAGUUCAUCAUCCCUCCAUCCAUUGGCGAUGCAAGGGAACUCAUCCUCGCCCUUCCUACAAUUGGCAAUACAAGGGAAGUCGCCCUCGCCCUUCCUGCCAUUGACUUCCUGGGGCAGCCAUCUUUCGAGGAAGGGAGUGAUGUGUCUGCCGAUGUCAUCACGGAUGACAAGGAUGGUUAUGGCCAUGGCAUGAACUAAAUAAAGGAAGCCACUCAGCUGUGUCCAGUAAAAAUUGCAAGCGGAGUGUUUCCUCGGUGCGAGAAAGACCUAUGACCUGUUUAUGUGUUUUAAUUUGAAGUUCAUGCUUGAUACUAUGUAUUCUAUUUAAUUAAGUCGGAGUACUCUAUGCUGUUCAAACUGGAGUCUAUGUUUUUCUGUUUAAGUUGUAGACAAUAUAUCAUUUAAUUAGUUUGGGGAAAGUAAAGUGUGCCUAUGUUCUAGCUUCUAGGAUGAGACGCAUUCGCCCCAGAUUCAAGAUCAAUGGGAGGUAGUUACCUGGUAGAGGUAACUGUUGUAACUGCCCUUCUUCAAUAUAUUGUGCUUUUGUGUUUUUUUCUUCCA
This is a messenger RNA of Oryza sativa Japonica Group (Japanese rice), 1467 nucleotides long. RefSeq names its product NAC domain-containing protein 58-like. Gene Ontology annotation, molecular function: DNA binding. NCBI's taxonomy places the organism in Eukaryota, Viridiplantae, Streptophyta, Magnoliopsida, Poales, Poaceae. Gene Ontology annotation, biological process: regulation of DNA-templated transcription. The record is from RefSeq and is a predicted model, not a curated record.